Effrenium voratum is the source of this 1344-nucleotide messenger RNA. Lineage: Eukaryota; Dinophyceae; Suessiales; Symbiodiniaceae. The record is from the annotation of a GenBank genome assembly.
AGCUGCUGGGUUCGCGCCAGAGAGGUGCAUGGUGAGCUGCAAGGUAGGCAAUGGAGCUCAGCUAUGGAAGCUGAGGCAGACCCACGCCGUCGGUGGACAGGCGACUAUGCCAUGUCGAGCGGUGCUGCUGCUGUCCUUCCUUCAAUAGGUUCGCGGGACCACGCGCUGGGCACCUGCCGGCCCUGCGCCUGGCUUUGGAAGCCUUCGGGCUGCCGCAAUGCCCAGGACUGCACCCACUGCCACCUCUGCGACGCGGACGCCUUCAAGAAGCGGCGAGCCGUCAAGGGCAAGAGCGAGGGCAAGGGGAAAAGGAAGGAUUGGGAGGAACCCUCGGAGAGAGCCUCGGAGAGACCCGCGGAGAGACCCGCGGAGCGCUCCGAGAGGCCUCGCUGGGAGGAACUAAGGUCCGGGUGGUCCAGGGGUUCAGAGGGCCACGGAUUUCAGGAGUGCAGGCCAUGCCUCCUCCGCUUGACUUCGGCUGGGUGCACCGACGGUGCGGAUUGCGAGUACUGCCACAUUUGCGUGCCCGAGCAGUACCAGACCGCUGCACCCGAGAGGCAGUCCGAGAGGCCAGUGCCCUGGGAGGCUUCUGGCACUGUGCCUACGGUACCUGGAGGCUGGGAGAACCGGGAGGCGCACUUCAUCAAUCUUGCCGAGCGGCUUCAACCGGAGGCCUCGGCCGCGGCGACGAUGGCGCCGGUGCCCUCCGCGCCCUCCGGCGGAAUCGCCGGGCUCGGCGGACUCGGAGCGUCGCCCGUGGUCCUGGGCACAGCGCCCUAUCCGACGCCGAUGAGGACAAUGCCCCCACGUCGGCGGCGAGAGAUUGGCGAUAUCUACACCUACCCCUGCGAUAUGCAAAUGGGCGUGAAUGAAGCUCCAGCCUGUCUGGAUUGCGGAAGCACCACGCUGUGUGUUUGCCAUCAAGGCGCCUUUGGCUUCUCAGAGCGCAAUCCACGGCAUUGGCUUCCCAGCCGGGACCCAGGAGGUCGAGACUGGCAGAGACGGAACGGAGGCGAGGCCAACCCGACGGCGGUUCUGCGGGAUCUCAUGCAGAACGACGCGGAAGCCGGCGAUGCCGCGGCAGUGGCGGAUGCGCUGCACGCCAGCGGCAAGUGCAAGCCGUGCCUGGAACUUCUGCAGACCAAGUCCUGCCGUGCCGGCGCCGAGUGCGAGUUCUGCCACCUCUGCGUUGUUGCCCCGAGGAGAAAGAAGAUCAACAACAUGUCGCUGAAAAAGCGGGAUUGAGAUGAUCGGAGGGCCGGGGGGCAUGCGUUGCAUGCCCAAGCUCAGGCCCACUUGGGGAAUACGAACCUCACCCCAAAGCAAAUCGUUGCUCUGUUUUGC